UAUUUACUACAUUCGUCCUUUCAACAUGUCCGAGUUUCGUUUCUUCUCAUUCACCGAUUUCCAAUACCGCGCCAAUGACUCAACGCUCUUCACCUUGCCCAUCACGCUUUCGACAAAGAGCACACCGGCCGACAAUGAGAUGUCCGAUGACUUGAAUGUGCCGUACAUGGUUUUCGAGAUAUUAGUUGCCAUUUUUGCCGUUGUCGGCAAUUUUAUGGUAAUUGUGGUUUUUCAACGCGAACGCAAACUUCGUCGUCGUACAAAUUAUUAUAUAGUUUCUUUGGCGAUGGCAGACUUUCUGGUCGGCUCACUGGGUGUGCCAUUUGCGGUGCUGGCAUCGGUGGGUUUGCCAAGAGAUUUAUAUACCUGCCUCUUUACCGUUUCACUUUUGGUGGUGUUGUGCACAAUUUCCAUUUUCUGCUUGGUAGCCGUAUCGGUGGAUCGUUAUUGGGCCAUACUAUAUCCGAUGGCGUAUUCGCGAAAUGUGCGCACGCGUACGGCAAUUGGUGAGUACGAGUAA
Rhagoletis pomonella (apple maggot) is the source of this 520-nucleotide messenger RNA. Its product is annotated as adenosine receptor A2b-like. The transcript has a single exon. NCBI's taxonomy places the organism in Eukaryota, Metazoa, Arthropoda, Insecta, Diptera, Tephritidae. The coding region runs from base 26 to 520 and encodes 164 amino acids. Gene Ontology annotation, molecular function: G protein-coupled receptor activity. Gene Ontology annotation, cellular component: membrane. Gene Ontology annotation, biological process: adenylate cyclase-activating adrenergic receptor signaling pathway. The record is from RefSeq and is a predicted model, not a curated record.